Molecule: messenger RNA, 1272 nt
Organism: Nematolebias whitei (Rio pearlfish)
Lineage: Eukaryota; Metazoa; Chordata; Actinopteri; Cyprinodontiformes; Rivulidae
Gene: trub1
Product: TruB pseudouridine (psi) synthase family member 1
Exons: 8
Coding region: 31-867 (278 amino acids)
Biological process (GO): mRNA pseudouridine synthesis; tRNA modification
Cellular component (GO): mitochondrion
Molecular function (GO): RNA binding; pseudouridine synthase activity
Source: RefSeq, a predicted model, not a curated record
CGAAGAAGAAAGAGUCUGAGAGAAACGAGCAUGGCUGGAAGUGUGAGCAGCACUGCUGCCCCCAUAACAAGCUCCCUGUCCAAACUGCAGGCUUUGAAUGGAUUGUUUGCGAUUUAUAAAAAACAAGGACCGACGUCUGCUGACGUGUUGAACACGCUCAAAGAAGCCUUACUCAAAGAAGCGGGAGUUAAGACGAGCAACCCUCGGAAGAGGAAGAACCAGCAGCUGAAACUGGGUCACGGAGGGACGUUAGACAGCGCUGCCAGCGGGGUGUUGGUUGUCGGUGUUGGAAAUGGAACUAAAAUGCUCAGCAAAAUGUUGGCUGGGUCAAAGAAAUAUGUUGCUGUAGGAGAACUGGGAACAGCUACAGACACUCUAGAUGCCACAGGGUCAGUGAUUUUAGAGAAAGGCUUUGAACACAUAACCAGGCUAGACAUGGAGGACAAACUGAAAUCUUUUACUGGUGAAAUCAUGCAGGUUCCUCCACUCUACUCUGCACUGAAAAAAGACGGUCAGCGCCUCUCUGUCUUGUUAAAGCAAGGUCACAAGGUUGAGGCCAAGCCUGCAAGGCCUGUUACUGUGUACAGCCUGACCCUGCAGGAGUUCAGAUCUCCUCUCUUCACUCUGGAUAUUGAGUGUGGCGGUGGAUUUUAUGUCAGAAGUUUGGUGGAUGACCUGGGAAAAGCUUUGUCAUCAUGUGCUCAUGUGAAGGAGCUGAUCAGAACAAAGCAGGGUCCGUUCACCCUGCAGGAUCACGUCUUACGAGAGGAGCAGUGGACCCUGGAAAAUAUCCUUCAGUCUCUGCAGCCCUGCUCAGAAGGAGACCAGAUCCUGGACCCUCCAAAACUAGCAGAAACUAACACCUAAGGAUGACUGGGACCCUGAAGGAAAGGACCAGGCUUGGGUUGCAGUUUCCUUGAUGGUGGAAUGACUUGACCUGCUUGACUCGCGCAGUAAAGAGGCUCCUGGAUAACGAUAGUCAUGCAGCUUGUUUGAGUCUCACAUCCUUUUUGUGACUGACAUACAGUCUCAAGACGAAGCUGUAAUAAAAUUCAUAACCAGGUUUGGAACUCCACCUCAACCUCACUGUCAUCCCAGAGCUGCAUGAACUGCAACACCGCUUUACUUCUUGUACAAAGAAAUACUGUUCUGUUGGAUCUUGUUUCUGUUGAUUAGUCUCUUUGGGUAUUUGUUCUGUUGUGGGGGUGAUGCUCAGUGGAAGAGUGGUUGUUUUCAGAGGGCACGUCUGUAUUCUUCUUAAUAAGUUACAAU